Thalassophryne amazonica is the source of this 4439-nucleotide messenger RNA. RefSeq names its product glypican-6-like. Gene Ontology annotation, biological process: regulation of protein localization to membrane; regulation of signal transduction; cell migration. Gene Ontology annotation, cellular component: synapse; extracellular region; cell surface. The coding region runs from base 299 to 1990 and encodes 563 amino acids. The transcript is spliced from 10 exons. NCBI's taxonomy places the organism in Eukaryota, Metazoa, Chordata, Actinopteri, Batrachoidiformes, Batrachoididae. The record is from RefSeq and is a predicted model, not a curated record.
UGUCACUUCAGUCUGCUGCGUGAACUUCAGUCUGCACGUCGGGACUCACCGGCUGGAUUCAUGUGGAACGUCGGGACUCCUGUUGUCUGCAGCACGGGGGGACUUUCAGCGUUUCUUCUCUCCCACAGCGAGCCGCUGCGCUGUCGGCGAUGUGCUGACACGCACUGACACAGCUGACACGCGCUGAUUAAGUACCUGCGGAUCUGCUGCUGCAGCGCACUUUUUUUUUUUUUUUUUUUUUUGGCAGUGGGAUACUGCAGAGAUCACUGGACAGUCAGGAUUUACGGAGAGGUGAACAAUGCUCACGUUGGAGACCAUCAUUUGCACUUUUUCUGUGCUGACUGUUGCAGCCAGAGCCGACCUGAAAGCGCGCAACUGCAGCGCGGUGAGAGAAGCGUGCGUCGCCAAAGACUUCAGCUUUACGCAUGUUCCUCUCCAGGAGAUUCCAGGUGACCAUCUUCGUGUCUGUCCUCGGGAAAACACGUGUUGCACCCAAGAAAUGGAAGACAGAUUUGGGCAACAGAGCAAACAGGAUUUUGAUAAUCUGGUGGACGAAAUAAGUCACGAUUUGAGAAGCACCUUUGUUUCCAGGCAUAAAAAGUUUGACGAGUUUUUUCUGGAGCUGCUGGAGAACACGGAGCGGUCCCUCAAUGAGAUGUUCGUGAGGACUUACGGCAAACCUUACAUGCAGAACUCUGAGGUCUUUGAGAACCUGUUCGCCGAGCUCAAGCGCUAUUACACGGGCGGAAAUGUUAACCUGGAGGAAAUGCUUAAUGACUUUUGGUCACGGCUACUGGAGCGUAUGUUCACGCUGCUCAACUCUCAGUACAUCAUCACUGAGGACUAUCUGGAGUGUAUCAGUAAGUACACCGACCAGCUCAAGCCCUUUGGCGAUGUUCCCAGGAAGCUCAAGGCUCAGGUUACCCGGGCAUUCAUCGCCGCACGCACAUUUGUCCAAGGGCUGUCCGUUGGCCGGGAGGUGGCUCAGAGAGUAUCAAAGGUAAGCAGCACACCAGGUUGCAUCCGAGCCCUUACCAAGAUGCAGUACUGCCAGUUUUGUCGGGGUAUUCCAACAGUCAAACCCUGUAGGAACUACUGCCUGAACGUCAUGAAGGGCUGCCUGGCCAACCAAGCUGAUCUUGAUCCUGAGUGGAACCAGUAUGUUGAUGCCAUGCUGCUGGUGGCACAGAGGUUGGAGGGCCCUUUCAAUAUUGAAUCUGUCAUGGAGCCCAUUGAUGUCAAGAUUUCAGAGGCCAUCAUGAAUAUGCAAGAUAACAGUGGCCAAGUCUCCUACAGGGUUUUCCAAGGUUGCGGCCAGCCAAAACCAUCAGGAAUGACUAGGUCUACCCGUGGUGUUUCGGAUGUGUUCAACGCCCGUUUCAGACCAUACAGCCCAGAGGAGCGGCCUACCACUGCAGCUGGCACCAGCUUGGACCGACUGAGGACUGUUUGGAAUGCCAUGCAACACAGUGUGGUUGACAUCAAGGAGAAACUGAAGCAAUUCAAGAAGUUUUGGUCCAGCCUGCCUGAGGCAGUUUGUAUUGAGGACAGAGUGAUCGCUGGAAGCAGCUACGAUGAACAGUGCUGGAACGGACACGCCAAGGGCAGGUACUUUCCUGAAGUCCUAAAGGACGGACUGACCAACCAGGUCAAUAAUCCUGAGGUGUUUGUGGACAUCACACGCCCUGACACCUUCAUCCGUCAGCAGAUUAUGGCUCUGAGGGUGAUGACCAACAAGCUGAAAAAUGCCUACAAUGGCAACGAUAUCUACUUUCAAGACUCAAGCGACGAGGGCAGCGGCUCAGGCAGCGGCAGCGGCUGCACAGACGUUUGCCCCACAGAAGCGGAUGUCAGCGGUACUGAAGCCCCAGUGUUGGAAGCUGACCGGAGCGGACCCGUGGGCUACUCUGCCCGACUGUGUUUGCACUCUGCCGCCCUGCCUGCCGCACUGGCCCUCUCAGCCCUGUCACUCCACCGACUAUGGAGAUAAUGCUGGAGCAACCGGUUACACAUAGACAGCAGGUUUUUCUUUUUUUUUUUUCUUUUCUUUUUGCUCUUUUUAUAUUCAGACAGAUUGGCACUACAGUGAGGCAGACGUUUUUCUGGCUGCCAGCCUCAAGGCUCGAGGAGUCUCCUCUAAAAAAGAGCAGUCAUGCAUCAUGAUUUCCCUCUCUCCCAAAGAUUGUGCAGUGCCAUCCUUAGACUUGAUGUUUUGUGGCAUCACUUCACCGAGUAACACUGAUGCCGAUCCAACAAACUCUGCUCCAGAGGUUGAAAAAAGAAAGAAAAAAAAAGUAUUUCGUGCACACGUGGCCGAUAAUGUGUGCGGGGGGGGAGACAUGCACUUUGAUUGUUAUUUUUUUUAUGCAAAAGUAGUGUGUUGAGCCGUGUUGAGAAUGUCACGAUUUGAUGCAUUUAAAAGGAAACAUAAUAUGUUUAGGAAUUGCUGAAUAUUAUUUUUUGAAACAAGAAUAAAAUAUUCACUAGAAUGACACUCGCAGUUCACACCUUCUCCGUGGCCUGAAAUGCCCAUUUUCCAAUGUUAAAAAAGAAAACUUAAAAUUUCCUUGCUCCACCCCUUUUUGCAGAACUAUCCCUUAAAAUGAGAUGAGUUCUGUCCAAGGUUAGCUCCAAACCUUUCAACAAGUGUUAUGAGAAAGGGUUCAUUAGUAACAUAAUUGGUUUGCACAUUUCAUAUCGCUAUCCUUUCAUUUGGAAAUGUGUUUUGUGACAUUACAAAUUCCAGGCCACACUCAACAUUUCAGAAGACCUUUUUUUUUUUUUACAAUGAUUUUUCAUAACUUGCUGUAAUAGAUGAGUCUGUUUCACCUUUAUAUUAACUGCACGCCAAAUACAAUACUGUGCAACUGAAUAUCUAGUGUUUAUAAAUAAAUAUCAGUAUGUAAAAAAAUGUUAUUAUGAAGUGAUUAUCAGCCACUUUCUUUGUGUUUUUGGGUACUGCGUAGUAACCUACAAAGAAAUCAAAAAAUUUCUGUUACAAAAAGGACUUGUAUCAUUUCAUAUAUAAUUUUAUAAUUACUCAAACAGCUCAUUUUACAUACAAAAAUGUUUUGGCUCCAUUUCUCAUUAGUUUUUCCCCACUCCACCCCAAAAUUUUAUGAAAUUUGUCCCGUCAAACAUCCAACAACAAAAUUUACGAAAUUACUGUCAUUUUCAUUUACACAAUAAUCAAAAUGUUUUUGUUUUAAACAACAUAUGGUUGAUAUUUAUAAAUAUUUUACAUUUGUCUAUUUGCCGAUAUAUCCUUAAAAUACUAUUUUUUUUUUAAGUCUUCUGUACUACUGUCAUUUUGACUACAGAUUUUGCUGGACUAAGAACAUAAACAGGCACAACAUUUACAUGGAUCUGCUCUGAAACAUGUCAGUAAUCACCUCCAGCUUAAGCAUCAGUACUCACGCUUAAUUCAGUACAGUUGUUCUAAUACAGUUGGAUUUAACUGGUAGUCAACAUGAGGUGACUAAAACUAUGUUGUUUUUGUUUUUUGUCAUAUGAACAAAUUUGUCUGACCUGCUAACUCAGGAUCAACAUCUUUUUUUUUUUGUUUCUUUUUUAUUAUUUUUAUUUAACUGCACAUGCAUACAUUUCUGUAUACUCGUUCGCCUUGCAAGAACUUAUUUACUUGCAAAAUAUUAUAACGUAAUGCUUUAAUGAUUCACAGACCGGGCGUCAUUAUUGCACAGCCUGGGCAGACGUUUUGGGUUAAUUAAUGGUUAAAAAGGUGCCACCUGUCUGCACUCGUGCUGUUAUGUGAUGGUUGUUCUUGUGCAAAAUCUCUCUCCCAUCAUCUCAGAUCAUUGGUAAGAAAAGUUGGCCUGAGCAGCCACCAGGCGGGACCCUCAGCUGUGAUUUUGUUUCAAAAGAUGGCAUGGUAUAAUUCAAAUUUAUAAGAGCUUCUGAUUUUUUUUUUCCUCAUGUGUGGUGGUCAUAUUUUGAAGGGGUUUCCUGCUCACUGCUUUCAGUAGCGAUGAUGACCUCAUUCUGUAUGCUAUACAAUAUGUAAAUGAACAUUGCACUAAAAACAAUACAAACAUUCGUUACUGAGCCGCUGCUGUCCUGUGUAACUCGUGUACUUGUAAAAAGCAGUGACAGUAUUCUACUGGUGCAUUAAUUUGCCAGAAAAAUAGGCACACCUGUUUGCUGUAAUACAACACAUCAGUACUGGCAUAAAUAGUUUAUGGAAUUAACAGUUAUACAUUUAUCGGCACUGUGUGUUGUUUGGAGAAAAGUGCCGAUUGUGCUUAAUUGUCAUUUGUGACGCUACGUUAUAACAUCGUGACCUACUAUAACUAUACUUUUGCUCUUUGACAUACAAUACUGUGCAAAAGUCACAACUUUGUAUAUAAAUGUGCUUAUUGGCAUGUUUUUCUCUAUUAGAAUGUCAAUAAAUGUCCAAAUUUGUUUUGCAGUUGACUCAACAA